AUGCCGCGCAGUGAAGACGAAGUCGGACAGAAAAUUGACCGGUAAAUUUUCGGGAAAAAGUUUCUUUACCAAAAAAUCGGGUUUUUUUGCAGCUGCUUUGCGGAUUCGUUGCUCAAAGUGACCGGAGGCGUCGCGAUUGGAAUCGUGGCCAGCGUCGCCUUUUUCAAGGUGAAAAAUUGGGAUUUCUAAAGAGUUGAUAAAAAAAUCGAUAAUUUCGGAUCCGAUCAGGACCAAACUGUGCGGGCAUUUUGGGCAUGGAUUGAAGAAUACUGGGACCGAAUUUCAGCCCGAUCGGAUUGUCUGGUCCCGAGAUGUGGAAUGUUGGCCGGAAUUGGUCGAAAAGCCCGGGCAAUUAUCCACAUACGGGCUGAAACUUGGCCCCAGUAUACUUUGGUCCGAGUCCAAGAAGCUUGCUAAGUUUGGGUACGAUCGGAUUACGGCAACCGGUUCAAAAGUCCAGGCCAAACGCCGACAAAUCCUUAAAACAUACGAAAGUGUGUAGAUUUCUCAACAAAAAAAAAGAAACAAUUUCAGAGCCGCUCGUGGCCAAUCUGGUUCGGAUCAGGCGUCGGUCUCGGCACCGGCUGGUCGAAUUGCCGUCACGACUUUGCGUCGCCGUACGUCUUGCACGGAAGGAAAGUGCCGGCCGGCCAGGACGCCGCCGGAAAGCCCACCUUCAACAUUGUCGUCGAAAAACAGUGA
Molecule: messenger RNA, 702 nt
Organism: Caenorhabditis sp. 36 PRJEB53466
Lineage: Eukaryota; Metazoa; Nematoda; Chromadorea; Rhabditida; Rhabditidae
Source: the annotation of a GenBank genome assembly